Molecule: messenger RNA, 1393 nt
Organism: Peromyscus leucopus (white-footed mouse)
Lineage: Eukaryota; Metazoa; Chordata; Mammalia; Rodentia; Cricetidae
Gene: Marchf2
Product: membrane associated ring-CH-type finger 2
Exons: 5
Coding region: 180-920 (246 amino acids)
Biological process (GO): protein ubiquitination
Molecular function (GO): ubiquitin-protein transferase activity; zinc ion binding
Source: RefSeq, a predicted model, not a curated record
GGCGGUGCCCGGACGCAGGUGCCGGCCGGAGCGGAGCAAGCAGCUGCAGACGGGCCGGGCCGGGCCGGGACCCGGGCCAGGGAAAACCGAGGGGCCUGCGCGGCCGCCCGGCCCGGCCGCAAAACAGGCUCCUGGGACCAUGGGCCUCAGGCCCUGAGGACAGACGGCUCCUUGUGGCCAUGACGACAGGUGACUGUUGCCACCUCCCUGGCUCCCUAUGUGACUGCUCUAGCAGCCCUGCCUUCUCCAAGGUUGUGGAGGCCACAGGCCUUGGGCCACCCCAGUAUGUGGCACAGGUGACUUCAAGGGAUGGCCGACUGCUCUCAACUGUCAUCCGGGCUUUGGACACACCGAGUGACUGUCCCUUCUGCCGAAUCUGUCACGAGGGAGCGAAUGGGGAGAACUUGCUGUCCCCAUGUGGCUGCACCGGCACACUGGGAGCUGUGCACAAGAGCUGCCUGGAGAAAUGGCUGUCUUCCUCCAAUACCAGCUACUGCGAGCUGUGCCACACUGAGUUUGCAGUUGAAAAGCGGCCCCGACCCCUCACAGAGUGGCUGAAGGACCCAGGGCCUCGCACUGAGAAGCGGACGCUGUGCUGUGACAUGGUGUGCUUCGUGUUCAUCACACCACUGGCUGCCAUCUCAGGUUGGCUGUGCCUUCGAGGGGCCCAGGACCACCUCCGUCUGCACAGCCGGCUGGAGGCUGUGGGGCUCAUUGCCCUCACCAUCGCCCUCUUCACCAUCUAUGUGCUCUGGACACUGGUCUCUUUCCGAUACCACUGCCAGCUGUACUCAGAAUGGAGGAAGACAAAUCAGAAAGUCCGCCUGAAGAUUCGAGAAGCAGAUGGCUCCGAGGAACCCCACCACUCCUUGCUGGCUGCUGGACUCUUAAAAAAGGUGGCAGAGGAGACCCCUGUGUGAAGAACUGACUGGCAGGGCCCUGAGGUAGUGAAGAGACCAGAGGCAGAUGACAAUGCCUUGGUGUUUGGAAGGAUGGAAGCUGCCUGACCUUUCAUGCACAGCCACGAUGCUUCUCAGGCCAAGAGCCACAGCAAGCAGAGCCUGCUCUGUGCUCCUUGUGAACAUAUUUUCAAGGGUUUUGUUUUAUGUAUUGUUGUACAUGACCAGGACAAAUGAACAGACCCAAGCUUUGGAUGGAGCAGGCACCCUUAUCUCAUUCUGAGUUCUGCUUGAUACCUCCUUGGCCAGCAGCUUUGACUGCUUGUGUCAGGGACACCUGUUGGGCUAGAAGGUUCCAGCAAGCUUCUUGCGCUACUCUGCACCUGGCUGGCUUGCUUUACUGGCACUCUUGACUUUAUAAAGUUGCACUGCAUUCCAAAAACCCAACCCUGAAUGAAUAAAAGGAGCCCUUGCUGGCUAACAUGGACUCAUCA